GUCCAUGGCCUUGAAAUGAUUUUCGAGGUCAUGGACUGUCCCGAGCAUUAUCGCGUUCUAUGCGCACAGAUCCAAUUGACGGGUGACGCACCUCUCUGCUGGAACGCCUACUGGGAAAUGCGUCCAGAUGAAAAAAAAGGGUGUACGUGGGACAGGUUCAAGGAGUUAAUUCGCAAAAAAUAUUAUCCCGCGUAUUAUCGAGCAAAAAUGGAGCGUCAAUUUUUGCCGCUUAAGCAGGGUACUCGUUCCGUAGAUGAGUACGAGCGAGAAUUCACUCUACUUGGAGCCUUUGUUCCCGAUCUGGUAAGCACAGAGGCAAAGAGAUCGAGACGUUUCACAGACGGGCUUUUGCCAGCAGUCCGUCAUAACAUUGUAGGCCAUGGAGUCCAGACUUAUGCCCGUACUGUCACCAUAGCUCAGGAAGUUGACGCCAGCAUCCGAAGGGAGGCCAACCACGAUCGUCUUCAGCCAAUUACCCCGGACCAACCAUCCGCAACACCAUCCACUCAACCAGCUAUUGUUCAACAACCGAAGGACAAGAAGAGGAAGGGGAAAGGCUUCCAGAUCGAUAGGAGGAUCCGUCCGAGACAGCCAGGUACAACCAAACCACAGCAGAUUCCACCAUGCACUACCUGUGGACGACCCCAUCGAGGAGAGUGUCAUUUCAGACAGGAUAUUU
Molecule: messenger RNA, 679 nt
Organism: Striga hermonthica
Lineage: Eukaryota; Viridiplantae; Streptophyta; Magnoliopsida; Lamiales; Orobanchaceae
Source: the annotation of a GenBank genome assembly